This is a messenger RNA of Nematocida parisii ERTm1, 429 nucleotides long. RefSeq lists its product as uncharacterized. Bases 1 to 429 code for a protein of 142 amino acids. NCBI's taxonomy places the organism in Eukaryota, Fungi, Microsporidia. The transcript has a single exon. The record is from RefSeq and is a predicted model, not a curated record.
AUGACAUACAGCCCAUUUAUUAUCCAUGCGCUGUUCACUUAUUAUGUUCCAAUUCACCUGUCUCUUGUUUAUUCGGCAGUAUCCUGGUAUGACUUCACGCUCCAUAAAGAUGCAUUCAGUGAGUUUCGGAUGUUCAGAGAAGCACACGGUCUAGCAGUGACCAGGCCACUCAUCUGCACGAGCACACUCGAUGCACUCAGAGGCUUCGGAUGGUUGAAAGAGCUUCACAUUCUAGAGAGGACAGUUUUAGUUACAGACAGCACAGACAGUACUAUCACCACUGCAUUACUACCAAAGGCACUAGAAACACUGAAACUAGCGAGGGAUGGCAGAGAGUGUGCAGAGUGGGCACUACAUGCACGCAGAGAGAACAAACACGGCUAUGCACAAAAAGACCCGAACACACUCAUUACUCUGACACAUCACUGA